CAUGGCACGCCCCUGCUGCAUACAAAUAUAUAUAUAUAUAUAUAUAAACGCAAUAAACGAAUCCAUAAGAAGUCAAAAGGUUAUGCGCUACCUAAUCAAAUUCGUUUAUCAAUUUUAUCAUAUAUUAUUAUAUAACUUUCGACCAAUGAUAAGAAAGGACAUUAUCUAAUCUUACGUUGAUUCGUUAAUGACGUAUAUUUCUAAUGUUUAACACUCAGUUAAACUUUCUAUUUGUGAACGUUGGAUAUAACUGGCGUGUGAGAAAGCAUAAUGGAGAAGAUGAAAAUGUAUAAGGAAGUGGGUGGAGUGCGUGUUCUGCUGGAUUAUUCGGAAGAAUCGUUUUUAUCUGGAAUGAAUUAUAAAGCAAAACCUGGAGAUUUAUUUCUCGUUAGUUAUCCGAAAUGUGGAACAACUUGGAUGCAUCAUAUAGUCAACUUAAUCCUUCAUAAAGGUCAACCAUUUGAAGAUCCAUUAGAUUUGUUAGCUUAUCCGUUUAUAGAAAUUGUGGGAGCAGAAUACAUAGAAAUGACAAAACCAAAAGCCAUGAGAACACACUUACCAUUUUCUGCUAUUCCUUUUUCUCCAGAAUCUAAAUAUAUUUACACUAUCAGAAAUCCUAGAGAUUGCUGCGUUUCUUUUUAUCAUUUCAUUAAAUUUCUUUCAAUUUCCCAGAAAGAAUUAAGUUUUCAUGAAUUUUUUGAAGCAUUUCUCGAUGGUAAUUUACUUUAUGGCGAUUAUUUUGAUCACCUUCUUGGGUGGUACGAACAUAAAAAUGAUGACAACGUUCAUUUUGUAACGUACGAAGAUCUCAAGAAAGAUAUUAAAGCAGAAAUAUUGAAAAUAGCCAAAUUUAUUGGGGAAGAAUACGAGAAAAGUAUUUUGAGUGAUCCAAAAAUAAUGGAAAAUAUUAUUCAUUACAGCAGUUUCGAUUAUAUGAAGGAGAGCAGCAAGAAGAACAUUGAUGUGUUUUUUCAAAAAGACAAAACAUGGCUAGAAAACAAAAAUAUACCUCCAGGGACUAUGAAAAUUGUACAAAAUUUAAAUAAAACAGGAAAAGAUACAAAAAGUGGGACUCUAGUUAGAAAAGGAAUUGUUGGCGAUUGGAAAAAUCACUUUAACGAAGAACAAAUACGAUUGUUAAAUGAAAAAAUUGUGGAAAGAACAAAAGACAGCGACGUCAUGAAUUUGUGGAAAGACAUUUUUGAAAAUAAUUAAUUAAAUAUGAAAUUUAAUGACUUUUAUUACAUUUAUAAAAUUAAUUCCGAAAUUCUAUUAUAAAGCUUAUUGUCCAUUAAUAAUAAUAAUGUUAUAUAUUUACAGAAGAUUUUUCAAAAGAACUUUCUCUUACAAUAUAAAAUCACUAC
Messenger RNA from Centruroides sculpturatus (bark scorpion), 1364 nucleotides. Its product is annotated as sulfotransferase 1C3-like. Bases 271 to 1215 code for a protein of 314 amino acids. Gene Ontology annotation, biological process: sulfation. Gene Ontology annotation, cellular component: cytoplasm. Gene Ontology annotation, molecular function: sulfotransferase activity. The record is from RefSeq and is a predicted model, not a curated record. The transcript has 2 exons. Lineage: Eukaryota; Metazoa; Arthropoda; Arachnida; Scorpiones; Buthidae.